CGUUUUGUUCUCCUCGGGCAUCCGUAGAGAUACAUGCGGACUGGAAGCUCGCGAGUGUGGUUGUGAGUAAGCAGAUGGUAUUUUGCUAGCAGAAGACAAUAUUGCUGAUCGCAAAAUAGAAUACAGCGGAGUGUUAAUGUAUAAUAAAGUUUUGUUAGGUGAGCCGUAGCAUAACCACAAUAAAACCACAACAGUAAGAUGGCGGAAUGCACGACGUUAGACAGCCUGUUGGAAAUGGGCUUUGACAGGAACAGAGCGGAGAAGGCUGUUGCACAUACUGGCAAUCAGGGUAUAGAGAGAGCUAUGGACUGGUUGAUGGAACAUGAGAAUGACCCAGACAUCGAUGAGCCUUAUGUCCCGCCGGCAGGGAAUGUCCUGGAGUCUAGUGACAGCCAAGAGACACCAACAGAGCCUACACCAGCAGCAGAGGAGGGGGCAGAGUUGUCAGAAGAGGAAGGACUUAAGAAACCAAUGACAGAAGAGGAGAAACGGGAGCAAAUCAAACGGUUGGAGGAGCUGAUGAAAGUGAAGCAGGAGGAGCGGAGAGAGCGGGAGAGACGGGAGGAGGUGGAGAGGGAGAAGCAGAGACGGAAGCAGGGCCAGGAGCUGCUGCAGGUCAAGCAGAAGCUCCAGGAGGAGGAGAUGAAGAAGCUGACCGAGCAGCGGCGGAGGGAGAAGAUGGAGGACAGGAUGGCCAAGCAGCGAGUUCGGGAGAAGAUUGCCCGGGACAGGGAAGAGAGAGCGCAGAAGUUUGGGGGGGGCUCUUCAGUGGUCUCUCCUACAUCUCCCCCCUCUGAGGCCGCCCCCUCUGCUUCUUCGGGUAGCCAAGGGCCUCCGCCAGCCAAGAAGGACUACGACGAGUCUCGGAUACAGGUGCGUCUGUUGGAUGGCUCCACCCUGACUGCUGUCUUCAAGGCGCAGGAGCCAUUGGCUGCGGUGAGAGUCUAUGUGCAGAUGAAUGGGGUGGAAGGCCAGGACUUCACCCUGCUGUCCCCCUACCCCCGGCGCGUCUACACUGACAUGGACAUGGAGAAGCCCCUGCGGGAGCUUGGUCUGGUGCCGUCUGCUGUCCUAGUUGUUGCCAAAAAGUGAGGUUAAAGAGGAACCCUGGGAGACGACAACACCAGAACACCAACCAGUGAACUGAAGGAAUUUGGAUGACUAAAAACAGAGAGUGGAACAACAAUAAAUGGCGCUUAUUAAUA
This is a messenger RNA of Paramormyrops kingsleyae, 1205 nucleotides long. RefSeq names its product UBX domain protein 1 (gene ubxn1). Gene Ontology annotation, cellular component: nucleus; cytoplasm. Gene Ontology annotation, molecular function: K48-linked polyubiquitin modification-dependent protein binding. Gene Ontology annotation, biological process: negative regulation of proteasomal ubiquitin-dependent protein catabolic process; negative regulation of protein ubiquitination; negative regulation of protein K48-linked deubiquitination. Lineage: Eukaryota; Metazoa; Chordata; Actinopteri; Osteoglossiformes; Mormyridae. The record is from RefSeq and is a predicted model, not a curated record.